CAGAAACACUAACACAGUGUGCACUGUAUUUGAAUAUGAGUACCAUUCCAUCUGCACAGAAUACACAACUAUAGAUAUACAUACAGACUACAGAAAGAAAUUGCAGCAAGAUAUACAGCAUGACAUUCCAAAUAUCGCUGUUUUUGGCAUUGACAGCGUACAUACUACAAUCUUCAUCGGCCCUGAUCACACACAGGUCAGCUGCGGAGAUAGCCGAGUGCAUAGCGAAGUAUUCGCCUGACGCUACUGUAUAUGGCCAAUCCGACAAUGCAUUCUACCAGUCGUACAUAGGCACCAAUCUUGCUUUUGAGGACGAGAAACCCGAGCUGGUAGUGAUUGUUACGUCCGUAGAGGACAUCAAAGCAGGAGUUAAGUGUGCCAUAGAACUUGGCGAGGAAGUAGUAGUUCGAAACGGCGGUCAUUCGUUCGCGGGCUAUUCCUACACCUCUGGAAUCAUGCUUAAUCUCGAUGCGUAUAAUGCCAUUGACUUCAAUAGAGUAUCCAAUGAAGUAACUGUGCAGUCCGGUAAUAGGCUGGGACGCGUGUACGGUGCUCUGAUCGAAGAAUCAGAGCGAUCGGGGAACACUCAGGUGGUGGGCGCGGGUACUUGUCCUACUGUAGGGGCGUCGGGACACACACUGUGUGCAGGGUGGGGUAUGUUUGGUCGCAAAGUGGGAUAUAUAGGUGAUCAGAUAGCCUCUAUAGAUCUAGUAAACGCAACAGGUGAGUUGAUUACUGUCAGCGAGACAGCUAACAAGGAUCUAUUUUAUGCUCUAAGAGGCGGGUGUAGUUCGUCGUUUGGGUUCAUUGAAUCGAUCACAUUCAGGAUGACAACGCUCGACACAGACCGAUUUGUGUACAUCGAUACACGUGUAUAUGACAUUGACAAUGUUGUGCGGGUGGGUAACUGGUUCCAACAGUAUGGUCCAGAGGACGCACCGCCAGAGCUGACCAUUCAGUGGACCUUUGGUAUUGGAGGUGGGGUACCGUACGGGCGUAUUCGCGGGCUAUUCUUGGGUUCUGCGACAGUCGCAAAGAAAGAGCUUCUAGCCGAUUGGGAGGCAGGCUUUGACGGUAUAUAUAAUCAGUCAGAGGUGGAAGAUAUGUUUGUUGAAUAUGACUACCUAGGAGCCGUCAAUGAGUUCACUGGACUGGCGAGUAAUGGUGGGCCGUACAGUGCACUUGAGCUUAUGGCGACCGACGAGUUGGAUAGAGAAACUGUGUUCUACAAGAAUAGUUAUCUCCAGUUCGAGGUUAUCAAUGACCGCCAGGCGUACGUCAAAAUCUUCAACCAUUUUGAGGAUGGCAAUCUAGACUUCUUGCAGUGGAAGUGCAUGGGAGGCGCCGUGGAUAUCCGAGACGGAAAGGAAAUGGGCAGCGUGGAUCGAUGGGAUCAACGAUCACCUGUCAUCAGGGGUCAACGUAUACAGACACACUACGGUCUUACCGCUAAAAGCUGGCAGGAUUACGAGGAUGUCAAGGCCAGAGUUACAUUGGCUGAGCAAGACUUGGUCCCUGAUUGGGUCUCAGGAGAUCUGUGGCGGUACCCAGGGUAUCUGGUUCGCGAAUAUUCGGAUAAUGCCACAGGACCAGAGUAUUUUGGUGCGGAGAAUACGGUGAAGCUGGCUGUGAUCAGACGGACAGCAGAUCCCGAGGGCACUUUAUUGGCUCUAUCUGCUAAAGACUUGUACAAAGCCACUUAAACGAAUUUUAAAACAGGCCAGUUUCUGGAUUAGAUUGUUUUCAAAUGUAUUUUAUGUUAUGCAUGGUAGCCGCUUUUGUCGUGCAAGCACAUCUGGGAGGAUCAUUGUUGACAGUGAAGAGGGCCUAUCAGGAUCACUUGGCAUCGAUGGACGGAAUAGGGACGAAGCUUCUCAUCAGCCACAAUACGAAUCAUAUUUUACACUCCUUCGAGCACUUAAGUCCUCGGGCCAGUGUUAAGUGUAGGGAAAGAAUUAGAACAAGUAAUGAGUGAAACCAUUCCGAGAACAAAUAGAAAGGAAGAAAACGCUCAGAGAAUAUAUAUAUAUUUACAUCAGAUACAAAGGUAGAAAUCAUACAGAGAUGGAAUUUAAUAAAAAUCGAAGGAG
Molecule: messenger RNA, 2090 nt
Organism: Sphaeroforma arctica JP610
Lineage: Eukaryota; Ichthyosporea; Ichthyophonida
Exons: 1
Coding region: 120-1703 (527 amino acids)
Molecular function (GO): FAD binding
Source: RefSeq, a predicted model, not a curated record